Messenger RNA from Osmia bicornis bicornis, 2759 nucleotides. Its product is annotated as solute carrier family 35 member C2. Gene Ontology annotation, molecular function: antiporter activity. Gene Ontology annotation, cellular component: endoplasmic reticulum-Golgi intermediate compartment; cis-Golgi network; Golgi apparatus. The coding region runs from base 133 to 1413 and encodes 426 amino acids. NCBI's taxonomy places the organism in Eukaryota, Metazoa, Arthropoda, Insecta, Hymenoptera, Megachilidae. The record is from RefSeq and is a predicted model, not a curated record. The transcript has 6 exons. Gene Ontology annotation, biological process: UDP-glucose transmembrane transport.
AUAAGUUUUUAAUUUGUUUAUUAUUGGUUUUGUCGCGUUAUAAAAAAAAGAGUUGAAUAUUGUUACUUUUUUGUUGAGAUGAUAUAUGUAAACUAAUAUAAUUUGCAUUUACAGAUUUACUGUCCUUAAAGUAUGACAAGAUCACAUAUAAAAUAUGAAAUUGCAAAAGAUGCAGAUGAUACCUCAGAUUAUUUUCUUCAACCUGUACAGGAAUUUCCUAAUACAUCUAAGAAAGAAGUAUCUCCUUGGAAGAAACUUUGCAAAAUUCUUACAUUAAUUGUUAUUUACUUUGUCUUAUCAGUAGGCCUCACAUUUUAUGUACAAUGGCUUUACAAUUCAUAUGGAUUUCAUUUUCCUCUAACUGUGGUGAUAUGUCAUUUAUCAAUUAAAUUUCUUUUAUCUUCUCUAAUAAGAUGUAUUAAAACAUGUUGGAAAAGACAGCAACAAUUAAAACUUUCUUUACAUAGUAUAUUAUGGAUGGUUAUGCCAGUGGGUAUAGCUAGUGGUCUUGAUGUUGGUUUAUCAAACUGGGCAAUUUCAUUAAUAACAAUGUCAUUGUAUACUAUGACAAAAUCAACUACUAUUAUUUUUAUUCUUGGAUUUGCUCUUAUUUUAAAAUUAGAAAGAAAGUCUUGGUCAUUAAUAUGUAUUGUAGUAAUGAUAUCAGGAGGCUUAUUUAUGUUUACUUACAAAUCAACACAAUUUGCUAUUUUUGGAUUUGUAAUUUGCCUCCUAGCAUCAUUUUCAAGUGGUGUACGAUGGACUAUGACACAACUUAUUAUGCAAAAGUCUAAACUUGGAAUGAAAAGCCCAAUUGAUAUGAUGUACUAUAUGCAACUAUGGAUGCUGUUACCUGUUGUGCCAGUGAUGAUAUGGUUUGAGGGAUCUCAUGUGUACAGUAGCUUUAAAAAUAUUGAUUGGAAUGAUGUACAAUCUAUUGCAAUGACUACUAUUGCUGUGCUUGGAAGUGCUAUUAUUGCUUUCCAUAUGGAAGUCAUGGAAUUUCUAGUUGUAACAUACACUUCUAGUCUUACUCUUUCAAUUACUGGCAUAAUUAAAGAGAUAUGUAUUUUAAUUUUGGCUGUUGAAUGGAAAGGUGAUCAAAUGAGUGGCCUUAAUUUUAUAGGGUUGUUAAUGUGCCUUGGUGGUAUCAUAAUUCACUCUAUUCAAAAAAUAUUAUCAAAUAGAAAUAAGAAAAAUGAAAACUUGGAAUUACAAGUAAAUUCUUCGCUAAGUCUUAACUUAAAAAACGAAGAAGGAAUCGAUACAAAUUUACCUCUUUUAACACAAAAAUCAACUUCUAUAACAAAUCUUUUAAAUGCGGAAUUCAGUUCGGAAGAAGACGAUACGAUGAAACACGGUGAGAAUUCUACUCAAAUAUUGUCUAAUAUAUUGCAACGAAGGGAGCAGUAAAUCGUAGACUUGUGAUAUUGGUGUGCAACAAGACAAGAUUUAUUUACUAUUGAAGGUCAUUCCAUGUCUGACAUACAUACUGCAUUUUAUAACUAUUCUUAUGUUUGUAUUCAGUUGUAUAUCCUACAACUGCUUUUAUUUUUAAUGAAAUUUUCAUUAAUGAGUCAUAUGUUUAAGGAUGUAGUCUAUAUUAUUGGUAAACUUUAUAUUAAUGUACCAAAUUCAUUUGUUCUAUGAUUAUAUGAACAUGAACACCUAAACUUUUACUCCAGCAUUUAUUUAUAAUGUUGUAAACAUAUAAACAGUGCAUAAAAAAAGAAGGCAUACAAAUAUUUAUUAUGGUAAAAAGAGUUAAAAGACCAUUCCUUUCAUAAAUAAUACCGUGAAUUAUAUUUAUUUAAGGACUUUCUAUAAGUUUAACUUAUCCCUAAAAAUUUCAGUCUGUGUUAGUAGUUCUUUAUUCGAAAAUGGCAUAAUCAUAUCUUACCGAUUAGUAGUAUUUUUAAUUUUUUUAUUUUUUUUUUUUGAACAUUAAGGAUCCAAUAAACGCACAGUAUAAUAAUAGAUAAUUGAAUACUGCUUGUAAAUUGAAUGUUGUUAAUAACAUUUGCAAAUUUAAUGUAAUUUUUUCAGUCAGAAUUUUAGUAAAAAGAUAGUAUUAUUGUUUAAUAUUAUUUUUUGUAAUGUGCAUAAAUAUCCAUGGAUUUAAGUAAAAGUUAAUAACUAAUGAAUACUAAUGUCGUUUAUAAAGAAUUUUCUUACAAUUUUGUUGUUUUUAAUACUUAUGUAAAAUAUUGUAUUUAUACAUUUUUGAAACAUUACGUUUUAUAUUAUUACGUGAUGCUCAUUUGAUAAUACACAAACUCAUCUGUGUAUUAAUACUAGUAACAUAUGUCAAAGAAAUUUAAUUUGUAUGUUCUCAUAUUGAGAAUGUUAACUUUAAAAUUUAUAAUAAAUUUUGUAUAUAUAAGUAUGUUAUUUUAUAUUUUAUUUAAUUUUGAAUAACAAGUACUAUGAACUUCACUUACUGUAAGAAAUAUUCUACACGAUUCAAUUUUUAUUAUGCUGUAAACUCUGCUUAAAUGUUAUAUUUGACAAUAUAAUAUAUGAUAAUCAAGUGUAAGGAAAUAUGUGUAUAAAUAUUGUAUUUAAAAGCAAUAUAAAGUAAAAGCGACCUUCUUCGUAUUAAAAUUAAGUUUUAUUAGUAAUGCAUGGAUAGUUGUUUGAUUUUUUUUUCUUUUUAAUAUUUUAAGUUGAUCCGUUUAAAAUAAUGAAAUGAACUUAUUUUGUAUAUACAAUUGUAUUACUACGAUAAAAUGAAUAAAUAUGAUGUAUACCUAACAUAA